This is a messenger RNA of Ichthyophthirius multifiliis, 695 nucleotides long. RefSeq lists its product as hypothetical. Gene Ontology annotation, molecular function: RNA binding; structural constituent of ribosome. Gene Ontology annotation, cellular component: small ribosomal subunit; cytosol; ribosome. NCBI's taxonomy places the organism in Eukaryota, Ciliophora, Oligohymenophorea, Hymenostomatida. Gene Ontology annotation, biological process: translation. The transcript has a single exon. The record is from RefSeq and is a predicted model, not a curated record.
AAAAGAUAAAUUUAAUAAAAUAAAAAAAUAAAAAAAAAGAAGAUAUAAUAUUUCUAUUUAAAAUAAAAAUAAUAAGUAUAAAAAAAAGGAGAAAAUGAGUUUCAUCAUUGAAAAAGAAUCUGACUUCAAAUAUAUCCAUCGUAUUUUAAACACAAAUAUUGAUGGUAAAAGAAGAACCCCUAUUGCAUUAACUGGAAUUAGAGGUAUUGGUAGAAGAUUUGCUCACUUAAUAUGCAAAGUAUUAAAAAUAGAUCCCAAUUCCAGAGCAGGAACAUUGACAGAAGACCAAUGUAAUAAAAUUACAUAAGUAAUUAGCGAUCCUGAAUCUUUCGGAAUUCCACUUUGGUUGCUUAACAGAAUCAACGAUUUUAAAGACGGUAAAAAUUAUUAAUUAGCUUCUAAUACACUUGAUACUAAAAUCAGAGAAGAUUUAGAAAGAUUGAAAAAAAUCAAAUCACAUAGAGGUCUUAGACAUUUCUGGGGACUUAAAGUUAGAGGUUAACAUACCAAAACAACUGGGCGUCACGGAGUUACUAUUGGUGUUGUUAGAAAGAAAUGAGCUAUUUGAUAAAAAAAUAAAAUAUGAUUUUUGCAUUUUUAUUUAAAAAAAAUCAGUUUGUUAUUUAUUAUUUUUAAGGUUUUAUUUUUUUAAUUUGUUUUCAUAAGGCUUUAAUUAUUUUAUUUAAAUACUAUUU